UCGCUGUACUCACAACAAUUUGAAUCCGCGCGAAUCGCAUUUGUUCCGCAAAAAAAUUGAAUUCGGCGAACAUUGCGUGUUACGCGUUCAAAUUAGGAUCGAAAAUUCCGCAGAAGCAAUUGAGAUUUUAAGUAAACAGUCAAUUGGCAUUUUUCUCGCUGUCACAUUUUAACGUUAUUUAUAUAGAAAAAAAAAAAUUAUUUAGAGUAAACUAGUUUAGAACAGCGAAUUCAGAAAAUAUGUCGCAUGCUUCUAUUUUAUUCACCGGGAAAUUUCGAAAGAGCAGUUUUACGUGUCGCGACCAAAGGAUUAAAGCUUCGCGUGAGCGUUGGACUAUAACGAUAUAAUUUGUGCCUUGUGAAAACAAACUUCGAGUUUCGAGUCCUUUCUUUUUUUAGAACGGAGGCGCGAAUUGACAAUUCGCACACGCUUAACGCUCCCGUACGCACGUUUUUGCGAGAAAGCGCUGAACGCGGGAGGAAAGAGAAAUCAAUUUCCCGUGCACAUUUCGCGUGUUUAAUUAAUUCUGCUGUGCGGACAGCAUAUCGCGAGAUAUCGGCAUUUCGUUCUUUGGCACGACAUGUCACGAUAGAAAUAAACUGCCGAGCACUAACUCGGACCCCCAGUCGCGCUCGAACGUUCGUUACGUGCAGCCAAUCAUAUGCUUAUCAACUCCAGGCGCGUUUAUCAGCGUCGUGUUUAGCGGCCGUCUACAAUACGCGCGGAGUAAGCUUGGCGUAAGAAGCAAGAGUAGGUCUAAGACUACGUACUUCCGGUGUAAAAGGGGGCUGGAGAAGGGCGUCAGCGGGAAUAAAUUAGUUUUAUUUCCUACUUCAACUCCAGCCUUUACGCUUCAUUUAUUGUAGACGGCCCUUUAAAUCUUCAACGGACGUCUUGUGCGAUCAGGCUUCGUCUCUACCGAAUGUUCCCGCUUAAAUUUCGCGAUUAAGUGCCCUGCCGACGUCAUAAAAGGCAGCCGGUUUUCAUCUCCGCGAGAUCCCACACAUUCUUAGAAGCUGACGCGCAUCGACACGUAAACUUGCGAAUCGCAAACAAACGCGGCUCUUCAAUAUAAUAGACGGCAAGUGAUACCUUUGGCUAGUAUGACGUUGACCGCCGCGAGAUCUGCAGCUGAUGCGCGAGAUGCUGCGGGAGCGAUCGACCGUUAGAUCGCGAUCAAUUUCGUUUUACGACACUUAAAGAGACCGACUUUCGAUUACGAACAUCGCAAUUGGCUCGACUUUAAUGGAACGUGCGUCACCUCGGUAAUUACAGAAUAUCUGCAUCUGUGAAUGAUCAAUAUAUUGAUGAGAGUACAAUCAAAAAAUGUGUUGAUGGCAGUGUUCAGCGGGCAAAGCAGGGCUUUGCAAUUGCAAGAUUCUUUAAUUGUUAUCAGAUCUCGAGGAAAAGCACUGUUCUUGCGGACGGAUAAUUCCACGACGCACCUGUGAACGAAUAACAAACAGUUCGACGAUGCCGGCGGCGAGUGACGACUAUCGAUACCAAUCGGUGGCAUUGAAUGAUCCGGAAUGCUCGCAUUUAUAAGAGAGCACGGCGCGGGUGUAUAUUGCAAAGUUGCACGACGAUAUUGACGACGGAUCAUCGAGAACGUGUUGUCGAAAGCGGCCGCACGUGACUGUUCUCUAUGACUACCAUUGGCCGAUCCGCGCGAUAGGCCACGUGCCGGUCGAUAGGCAUCCUCGCGAAUUCCUCGCCGUCCGAGGAAGUGGACGCCGCCGUUGACCAGUGUCAACUCAGUUUGGCCGAGUUUUGUCGUCGUGUUACCACGCGACUCUAUCGUUGCUCUCUCUUUCGCCUCGUCAUCUGGCGAGAGUGAUAAACGAACGGAAUGCUGAAACCGGAAAUGGAAGCCGCAAUUGCCAAUCUGCGACGGGGCACGAGUUUGAGGAUACCGUCCACUCCUGCCGAAGAGAGCGAGCUGGGCUUGCGUCGCAGCGGUUCCCUGAAGAUCCCACGUACGAGCGACGAGGAUCAGGCUGCACGGGAACGCCUCACGAGCACGAGAUCGUCGCCGUCGUCGACGCUGUUCUUGUCGACGUCGGCCUCCACGUCGUCCUCGGCCGCGUCGUCGUCGUCGUCGUCGGACAGAUGCGCCGGUGGCGGCGAGAACAACAGAUUGUUCCGGUCCGCCAGGCGAUACGUACCUGAGGCUGCGAGUGACGCACCUGCGCCCGAGUACCUCGCCAGGAGUCUUCUGCAACUUGGAUGUCCUGCCGUAUCGAUGCCCACACCUCGUGGCGGUGUGGGGUCGGAGCAAUCGCCGAGUAGCGACAGCGAUGACUAUACCAUCGCCAAUCAGCAGCAAGGUAAUGCGGGUGGUUACGGACAGAACCUGGACAGCUACACCGUGCCCAAAGUCCAGGUGUCGGGCCCACCGACUAACGCCGAUGAAUCCGCUUCCAUCAUCAAUGGGUCUGCGGGGUCCAUAGGCGCACGCUCGGCACCUAGCACACCCCUGCAAGCUGCCCCCGAUGCACCGCAGGCCGGGGGCCAACAAUCGAUCAGUGGCUCCCAACUCACCGUGGCAGGUGCCAGCUAUCCUCCACCUCCGAGGAGCCCCAGUCACGCGGCCUUGAGAUGUAACGACAGUCACCUUUCGAAGCCACUGAGUAGGAGUACACCAUCGAUGGCAGCUGGCGGCGCGCAAACUCCAGCAAAGGUUAGCAGAUCCUCGUCGAGGUCGUCGCCGACGUCUACCAGCAGCGCGAGACAGAAGAAGUUCCACAGGCACUUCAGUCAGUCUUCGAAAUUUCGCAAUCAGGUGGCAGAGGACGAGCGCGUGCUGAAUUACUACAGCUGCGCGCUGGUGGGUGACAUCCUGCUGCAGGGUCACUUGUACAUCACGCCCAAUUACUUCGCUUUCUAUAGCAACGUCUUCGGCUACGUGACGAAGCUGCUGAUACCGACGGUGUCGGUGCUGAAGAUCAGCAAGGAGAAGACGGCGAAAAUCAUACCGAACGCGGUGGCGGUCGCCACUGAAGAGGAACGCCACGUCUUCUGCUCGCUGCUCUCGCGCGACUCAACCUACAAGCUGAUGAAGCAGGUCUGGGACGCGGCGAUGGAGCCGCAAGCGACGGUGGACGCGUUACCGGUGCUCGACAAUGAUGACACCAAACUCCUCGUGCCGGACACGUUGCUGGUCGACGAUUCCGAGGUGAACGUCGAGGAGGACGAGUCGAGCAUGUCCGAGAGCGGUAUCAACCUCAUAGCCACCAGAUCGCCGACCGCCUGCACCGAGAUCGACGGCGUUCCCAUGGCCAUCACCAGGCCGAAUUUACCACCCGCCAGAUUGGAGACAGCAGUAUUAACAAAGGCACUUACACCGAGCAAAUCCGACAGGCUGGGAUCUCUUUUUACCAACGGUUUGAAGCCUGGAAUGGUGAUAGCGAUACUGGUAGCUCUCUUGGCAGUUCUUUACGUAUCGGCGGCUCUAAUGAUGAUGCGCAUUGACAGGCUGCACACCGCUUAUUUAAACCACCCCCUUGUCUCACCGGAACGCUUCACGCAGGAUCGUCUGUUGCACUAUCUUAACACAAAUCUGGAUCAAAUAGUAAAGGUGCGGCAGAGUCUGCAGACGCUAUCGCAACAGUUCGUGACGAUGAGCCAGGGGGAUAGCCAGACCGGGCCGGCUGGCAGCGUGGUAGAACCGGAAGACGCGCCGAGUUAGCCCUCGACAAUGGGACUCGGUUCAAUUCAGCCAAAAAACAGCACGAAGCUCCGUCGCGCCACCGGCGCACGUAGCAUUGUCUCGUGAACGACGACGUUAUCAUCGUCGCCGUCGUCGCCGUCGUCGUCGUCGUCGUUGUCGUCGUCGUCAUCAUUGUCUUCGUCGUCGCCGCGCGCUACUCGUCGGCGACUGGGAGGGUCGAUUCCAACGCGUAGUCAUCCGCGCGAUCGACUUUCCGAAUAGGAGUUAUUGUCGUUUUAGUACCUAGACUUUCGCGGGAGUAUAGAGAGGCAGCCGUCUCGUAAAACCCUCGGGUGCGUAUCCCGAGCGCGAAUAUCUUUCUCGAGCGAACUCUUCGAGCGCCCGCACGUACUGAAACCGAGGCGCUUGCAGAUUACAGGCUCCGUUUUGACAGAAACAUAUGCGUAAAAAUACCUCAGACAUUAUAAACAUAUAUAUAUACACACAAGUACACAAGCACACGGAAAGCAAUGGUAUGAAUGCAAGUGCGCGGCGGGCAAAGGGGUUUCCGCUCUUUCCUUUUUUUUUCUUCUUUUUGAACUAGUCACGCGUGUACCUAAGUCCCGGGGUACCGACAAAAGAAACAGAAUGAACAAAAAUACGGUAUAUGUAUAUAUACAUAUAGUAUAUAUGUAUACAGUUAUAUACAAUAAAAUAUCUAUACAUACAGAUAUAGAUUAACAACGCAUAUUUCGCGAUUACUUGUUCGUUAAUUAUGUAUUUCGAGCUAGUCGGGCACUACUCUAUCACCGCUGCUAUAUAUAUAAAUAUAUGAAAUAUAUUAAAAAGAUCAACACUAUAUUAUAUAGCAUCACAAUUGGGUAAUCUUAUCUCGAUGUAGCGCGCAAUACACAUGCGCCGGGCGAUGAUACUUCAUCGUGACGAUGAAGUAUCUUAUCCGAGAUAUAAUAGAGGAGUUCGCUUUCCUUAUCCGCCAUUAGCUCUUUCAGUACCUGCCUUAAACCUGCAUUUAAUAAUGAUAUAAAAAUUUAAUAAAAGUAUGCCACGACUUAUUCCUUGCCCCCCUCCCCCGGCCACGUUCUCGUCGUCUCACGAAUCUCGAUGAGACUGUAGGGUUUAAUUUUUUCCGCUAUCAUUGAACAAAAUUUCGCUAUUGGUGGAGACAAUUCGUGACGUUAUACGUUAAGCAGCAAAACUACGAAUAUGUAAUUAAAUAUUAAUUGAAGAAAAGGGUGAUACGACUUCUCUAAAGUUUGAAGAACGAUGGCCGGAUUUAAAAAAAAAAAAAAAUGUACAUGUGGAUUCUCCUCUGUUAUUGCAAAAUAGAUUCUUCAAUUAGCAAAGUUUUCGGUUUCUUAAAAACUUUUCUAAUUGAAGAAAAAUGUGACCUUCGUAGUUAUUUGUUGAUAAUUUUAAUGUGACAUCAUUUAAGUGAUUCUCGAUGUCUUUACAGACCGUAGCGUAUAAAUUAAACUAUAAUGCAUUACUGAUAGAAAAAGGGUUUUUGACAAAUUUAAACGAGAGUUAAACAGGACGAAGAACUCUUGCCUAAAUAAAUAGCGUUUGCAUAUUUGUAUCCCGCGACGAGCGUAAGGGAAUAUUUACUUAAUGACAGUUAAUGUUAAGCGAACACACACUGAUGAACGCCGGCUGUAAAAUUGCAUUGAAUUAACCAGUGGAAGGUGCUAACGUCCCUUUAUUUAGUUCGGUACUGAAAGGGUUAAAUUGCGCAGCUCGGAUGGAACCGGAGAUACGAGAGAAAGAGAUAGGGAGUGAGAGAAAGAGAAUUCGCAUUCUCUUGCGCGUGACUGUUCCUACUACAUGCUCUCGAUUGUUUCUGGAAGUAACGACGAUGUAUGUCUUCUGGAUUCGAUCACGCGAGUCGUCUGUGUCGAAAGUGAUUCUAUUUUGAAGUUUUAAGAAUCAUCUAACGAUAUUGAUUUGGUGCGUUUUACUUAAUUCAUUUACGUAUUAUUAACUAAUAGUUGUUACUUUAAUUGAUAUUGAUAAAAUAUAUUUGACUGAAUUAAUUUUAACUUUAUUUAUUUGUUUUAGUGAUUUUAUUGUUAAUACUCGUAUAUAACGCCUUAGAUCUGAAAAACAUACAAUGAAAACUAUAUCAUUAGAUAUUUUUAAAUUAAUUUUGUAAUUAUUUAUUCGAAAUCUUCUUUUUUGGAGAAAAUCAUAUUUUAAAAAUUAUUUUAAGUCGAGGCGAAUUUUUAUUUUGUAAAAUAUAUUAAUAAGAAAAUUAUGUUUAUUAAAGUUCUUCGGCAUGUAUCAAUUUGAUUAAAUUCUGAGUAGAGGUGCAGGUAUAAAUAAAUUCAAUUUUUGCACUUUUCAGAGCUCACCUCUCGCUACACUUUCGAGAUAAACGGCUCGCGCGCUGAAAGUGCUCGCGAAAUAUUUCAUUUACUCGAACAAUUUCCGAAAUCGUUGCACUUUCCGAAUGGGACGAGGAAUGUUCAAAGAAAAAAAAGAAGCGUUAUUAUAUUUGCGGUUAUAAUAUGGGAGAUGAGAGGGUGAAGGUUGACUGUGAUAAUAGGAUCGUGAAUGCGCGCUCGCGGAGGUACGACCGCGCUUAUCUCUUCAUUGCAUAAAUCUUUGUUUCCGCGAAACAAGAGAGGACCGUUAUCUUUAAGGAAAAAAAGAGUAAAUAUACAGGAAAUGCGAUUUGUAAUAUACGCGACGCAGUCAGUUUUUGUUUUUCUUUCUUUUUAAGAAGAGGGAAAGCAAUUGAUAAGCGCGAUCGUUCUUCGAGUUCAAUAUUGGAAUCUAAGAGAAGUGCUGUUAUAUUAAUUAGCUAUAUUUAUAAGAAUGUAAAGAGAGAGAAAAAGAGGAAAAUCCCUUAAAUGUUGUUUUCUACGUUGGCACAUUAUUUAAUAAUUAAUUAUAUUGAUGGGAUAUACAGACGGUAUUACUUUAAGUUUUUUUUUUUUUUUUAUUGAACCAUUACUGUUACAUUUCUAUUAUCGAUUGACAACGUUAUUAUACUCGCGCAAGAAACGAGGCGAGUUAACACACGACAACACAAGCGAACACGACCGAGUUGAAAACUUGUUUAUUCCCUUCUGAUUUCCUCUCGAAAAAAAAAUCAUGACAACGUGGGACGGAACGAGAAGUAUUCGCGUGUCCGAACAAGAAAUGGCCCCGAUUUAGCGCGCGACGAAUAAUUUCGAGUCGACGCGAGAAAUGUACGCGAAAUAGUUUGGGCGUAAAUAAAAACGUAUCGACCGGCCACGUGUCGUUAUUUAACGACUCAUUAAAAGGCGGAAGCGUUUCCGACACAGAGAACGCGAGCACACGCACGAGAAGCAGACUUGUAAAUUGUUUUGCCAGAAAAAAACCUUCAAACUGGGAUUUUGCAAGCCCUAUCUGUUGUACAUUGUCACACGUGACGAACCCUUGGAUUUUACAAACACGAUCUUUCGAUCCACGUAGCAUACGCGGAGAGAUCAAUUUUAAGACUCGUUUUGCCAUCCGAGAUAAGGAUAAUAAAAUAGAAUUGAUUAGCCGUUUCCAAUGUCUCGGUAAGAAUUGAACUGUCUGUGCAAAAAGAAGAAGGAUUAAAACGAAUCAGCAGCAAUAUUUGCAAUCUACAAAUUUAAAUUUUAUUUCUUCUACAUUAGAAAUUUAAUUUUAAAAAUUAUAUCUCUGUUGGCUGUUUAUAAUUUAGCUAAUUAUCGCUGAAAUGAGAUUGGUUUCUUUUAAACAUAGAUAAUUCAAUAAUAUAAAAAUAUAUUUAAAAACAUUUUUUUUUAAUUUAACAUUACUAAAUAGAAAUAGAAAAAAUGAAUAUUGAAUUAAAGAUUGUUAAUCAUGUUUUGAAAAGUUUAAUAGACAAAUAGCGUAAUGUUUGAACGUUUAAACAUGUAACAAAAUAAGAGGAAAAUAAGAUUUUUAUUAUUCUUAUCGUAUUUUUUAUCGAUUUCUUUUGGUCAUAAAUUAAAUCUGAGCAAUUUCAUGUAGGAAAUCAAUAUUAAUCGGUUAUGAGAGAAAUUAGGAAAGAUAAUUUGCGAGACAUUUUGCGUGGAUCGUAGCCAAUAAACGCGACAGCCAAGUCCUGUGCCAAAUUUGGUAAAAAUUGAGCGAAAUAUUCUUAACGAAUACACGCUUGUUCCUGUCGAAUGUCGUGCGCUCGUACAGCUUUUCCGUCACAUUAGGGAGUCGAUGUUAAAAAACUUGUUACCUAGAGGAAAGUUAUGCCGAAUUAUAUAGAAAAUCGUUUCAUACAACGAAGCGACAUUACAAAGUUAUCGGUCAUCGAUUAGUGAUCAUUCAUAGAAAAUUGAAGUUUCAACGAAACAAUUAUCUAUUAUAUAAUUAUAUAUUAAUAAUUAAUAUAAUAAUUAUAUCAAUUAUUUAUAUUAAUAAUUAUUUCUAAUUAUAGUUAUAAUUAAUAAUAAUAAUUGUUUCCCGAUAAUUUUUAAUUGACAAGAUUAAUGUAUUAAUAUUAGCAGACAUAGAUUUCCUAAAUAAAAAAAAAAAUCAAUAAAAAUUCCUUCUUAUAGGAAAUUUAUUCUGUUAAAUAGUGAAUCGGAUUUAAUUUGAAAAGAUGGACAUAUUAUUUUCCAGAUUUCCUUCAAUUUAUUUCUUAGAUCCUUUAUAUUAUAUGUAUAAAAUACAAAUAUUAUACAUAUAUAUAAUAUUAUGUAACUAAAAAUAUUUAUUAUAUAUUAAAUAUACAUAUUAAAUAUUUUUUUAUUCGGGACUUCGUCAGUUUUUUUGUGAGUGAUCGCAGAUCAAUGAUCACCGUAUGAAUCGGCGGCAAGAAGGGCAUUUUUCCCGCGUAAAGGACGCAACCCCUAGAGACCGCGGUGAAGCGUGAGAGAAAUGAUUGAGACAACAAAAAUGCGAAGCACACAAGACGAUGAAUCCCCGAUCCGGAAAUUAUCCGAAACGGAUGUUGCGUUAGUUAAUUGUAUUACGUAGUCGAUAGUACCUAUUCCUCGUUCUUGUUUACAUAUGACUGCUACUUGCCUUACCGUAAUGUUUUUAGACAUUUUAGAUGGGUGCUCAAUACACACGGUCCGUUUAUUUAAGGAUAUAUACGAGUGUGUAUGUGCUGCAAGAUUGAUGUCGGACGUGUAUGUAUGUACACUUUGCGUAUCGCCGAGCAUGAUUAAAGGUCUCGACAUACACUUGACUGGACAGUUGAGAUAAGAGUUUUCCAAUUCUAAGCAGCUAUACUAUGAGGACAGCUAAAGUAAAGAUCCAUACGUGUAAUAUAAUAUAAUAUAAUUUGCAUCCUCAAAAUUUAUAAUUUAUAAUUUCCUAUAAACUUAUCAAGUUUUCUCAAGCAUACUUGCUUUUUUAUCAUUUUUAUAAAACUGAUAUUAAAAUAAAUAUUAAAUUUGUUUUAAUAAAAUUUAAAACGGAUAUUAAAAACAAUUUUUUACUUUGGUGUAUAAGUUUCCAAUGUAUUUAUCUUUUACGUUGAUAUACAUUUUAUUCUGAAACAGAAAGAGUAUAGAAAUAAAAUAAAAAGUUUUUAAACAUUUUUUUAAUUUCUUUGCAAAAUUUAAUUGCAAAAGAUAUCUACUGGGCGAGAGGUCUUUGAACGCGAUACGCAAAGUGCACGAUAAUUGGAGGGAAUAUUUGUUAACGAUGAAAUUGUGCGAUUGCAGAAAGGGGAAGAGAUUCGUGCCCGCAAUUAUCGGAUCUCGCAAUUAUUGCGCGCACGCGAGAAGUCGCGUGGCGAGAGGGAAUCCAAAAACAACUACAGACCAAUAAUUUACUACGUAAUUUGUGUAGCUCGAUACACAGGACGCAAAUAAAUUUGUGAAAACAA
Molecule: messenger RNA, 9458 nt
Organism: Solenopsis invicta (red fire ant)
Lineage: Eukaryota; Metazoa; Arthropoda; Insecta; Hymenoptera; Formicidae
Exons: 10
Coding region: 1850-3688 (612 amino acids)
Biological process (GO): intracellular sterol transport
Cellular component (GO): endoplasmic reticulum-plasma membrane contact site; plasma membrane; endoplasmic reticulum membrane
Molecular function (GO): sterol transfer activity; sterol binding
Source: RefSeq, a predicted model, not a curated record